CUAUCGGACAGCCAGUGGAGAGUUCGCUAGUCGCUACACGCGCUUACUACUGAUGGACCAACAUUGCCUGCUCGGGUUGGAUCGCACUGACAUGACGCCAACGUAAUGAUGACGUGACGCCAACGUAAUGCUGACGUGACGCUGACGUAAUGCAAACUUGAGGUUGUCUUCUCGCAUCCCGAUUGAACUCGGAUUCUGUCCACGACGGUGAUGGCGCUGAGCUGGAUCUUUUUGGUGACGGGGCUUGUGAUAGCUCUGCCUGCCGUUCACCCGCACCCACAACCACACACCCAUGCAAUGUGCGUGAUGAUGGACAGACCUUACCAGGGGGCGCGACAGCUACUAGGUGGCCGCCUGCCUCACUGCCUGCGGGGUAUCAAGCCCUUCAAGCACCACCGCUCUGUCCUCAGACGCUGCAAGAACCAGGUCAAGAAGAAUCUCAUCAUGGAUAGGAGGGACUUCAAGAAGGAUCUGCUCGACCCGGAGACUAUGGAAGGUGUGAUGACGGAAGCGUGGGAGGGCGUGGCGGCGUGUCUGGUGGAGAAGCUACAACUGGAAGCAGAGGACGGUACACUAGACACCAAAAAGCUAGUCAGGGCAACUGCUGGAAUGGGAGGGAAGGACAUUUGGAAAGUAAAAUACAUGCGGGCGAUGGUGAUCACCUGUGCUGACAACACCACUGCCAAUAAUGCCACACAGCAACUGAAGGACGUGAUGGAGUGCGUGCGGGAGGGUGCCCUGGAGUUCUGUGAGAGCAAGAUGGCGUUCGCUAAACGAUGGUUGCAGUCCUCCUCUGAAGAGUCUGUCUGUAGCUCGGUGGUGGUGCCUCCUGAGCCCCGGGAGGCGUGUGUGGCGUGUGCGGAGGAACUGGGUGUGUCCGAGGCAAUGUGUGGCAGCGACGGUGCAAACAACGACACUUUGGAACAGGAACACAGCAAGGCAAUCCACAUACCGGGCAGUAUGCAGCUUGACCCAGAAGAGGCGGAGUGGGCGGUUCGGCUAUGUGCCAGUGAGCGGCUGGGCUGGUAUCGCCCCACGGAAGGCUUCCUUUUCACCGAGAUGAGCGAGGCCAUCGCAAACUUCACUGGCUGGGAGGACAUUCCGCAGGUGCGGGACAACGUGACCCAGACCAUUGUGGACUGCGCGCCAUCCUUUGAGGGAGACGUACAAGUGCAGGCCGUGCUGUGGACCUCCUGCUUCAUGACCACUAUUUUCGACACAUGUGGAUUUAGGAGCAACCUCACCAGGAUGUUCUUCCCGGGUCUGCGCCACACCAUGCGGCGUGAAGUGAGGCAGCUGAUGCGUGGCCUGGUGGAGGUGGGUGACCUGGGCGACGACGACGAUGACGACCUGGACGAAAGUGACGCUGAGCUGGUGGAUGCCGGAUUAUUGGAGAGUUCUUUCAUGGAGGAGACGCAGAUGGAGGAUGGUGGCACCGACGGUCCGAGAGUCAGAUCUGCCAGCAUGAAGGACCACAGCACGAGUGGCUCCGAGAAGAUGGAUAAGCAAAAUGAGACUAAAAUUGACCACGAGCCGGACACCAGCGAACCACCGGAGGACGUCUCCAGUGACAGGCCUCUGGAGGCUGAAUCUAGCGGCACGCCUCCUGGCGAGUCGAUUGGCACUCUUCCAGGUGAUUCCACUCAGGAAGGCUCCAGCGGCGGAAUGGACGAAACCUCCGAGAAGGUAUCUGCUGAACCUUCGGAAAAGAUGCCCGAUGAGGGCCAGUAGUGGUGCGGCGGCACGUCUGCAGGGUGUGGAGUCAUAUACGUAGUUUUUUUGAGUGCCACGGAGGGAAUCUGUUUGUCUCCUUGCCGCUAUGCAAUUGAUAGAAGUACAGUAUUUGCAUAAUACAUAAAUGUCACUUGUUAAAUUAAAGUAGAUUAUCAUGUAA
Messenger RNA from Portunus trituberculatus (swimming crab), 1894 nucleotides. RefSeq lists its product as uncharacterized. Gene Ontology annotation, molecular function: odorant binding. The transcript is spliced from 15 exons. The coding region runs from base 211 to 1731 and encodes 506 amino acids. NCBI's taxonomy places the organism in Eukaryota, Metazoa, Arthropoda, Malacostraca, Decapoda, Portunidae. The record is from RefSeq and is a predicted model, not a curated record.